UGACUGACGGACGGAAGGUGAUUGACGGGGGGUUUCACGGCUCGCUAACUCCGAAGCUCCGAACCGAACCAAACCAAUAGACCGCUUCGGUUCGUGUCGCCUGGCUGGAACUCGAGUCGCGUUUCGGAACCAGGCACCCUUUUCGAGAAUGUACAACACAACACGUGGAUAAAUGCUUGUCCAACGUGUAGGCCGAAUUUAUGUGGUCCGCAGUGGCUCUGGCCUCGUUCAGUCUGUGUUCCAAUAAAACUUAACAAUAGAACUUACCUCGUUUAAGUAGCCAUUUCACGCGAAUCCAGGUUCUGCGAGUUUAUUCGCAAUUCACGACGUUUGAGAGGAUAGCUUGGCGUUAACUGCCAUGGGAUGUUCAUUCUCAAAGCCGGCGGUAAAAGGCGACACUAGCACGAAGCACGUGACAAAGCUUUCGUCGCCGAAGAAACCGAAACCGCCGCCGAUUUCAACACCUUCCGACGCUUCUGGCCGCUUAAAGCUUCCGAUUCACCUGACACCGAAAUGGCAAGCCAAGCCGGGAGAGCAACCACACGUAAGAGCAGACAUAUUCUCUCAGUGCUUGUGCACAAGCGCAGAAGCUGUGAAGGUAGACGAAGGUGAUGACAACGAAGCGGAGGAUGCUAAUGAUAAGGCCAAUCAGAAGGCUACGGAAGAGGAGGCUAAUGAUAAGGCCAAUCAGAAGGCUACGGAAGAGGAGGCGGUCAAUGUUAAGGGCAAUCACAAGGCUAACAAGGAGGCGAAUGAGAAGACGUCGGGAGCCGGACCGAAUGCAGCUAUAGAUGUGUCAGCUGUAGCAGCAGCAGCCGACCCCUUGACUGAAGCAAACGCGCGCGACGCCACUUGGUCCCCGGAUAUUCCAUCCAGGGAUCAGGAGAAUGGACACAGCACAUCAAAAGCAGCGGAAUCAGAAGCCAGCAAAUGUUCUCCGCCUGACGCUGAAGGGGGGAGUCCGGCAGUUUUGAAUCCCGAAAACGACACGGUAGAAAGUUCAGUGGUGGUGGCCGAUCCUCAGAACGAAAGUGGCGUUGCUGACCGAACGGAAAAGUCUCGAGACCGAACGGACGAGGCGGGGUUGGAGGAAAGCGAGACGACGGAUCCACCUUCACACGAGGCAGAUUCGGGUGCGCAUGAGACAGACGAGGCAGGCUCGGUUGCACGUCAGGCAGACUCGUUUGCUCCUGAGACAGACUCGGUUGCGCGUGAGCCGUUUAAGAAGCAUCGGAAGUUGAGCGUUGAGCUGCCUCCGCUGGUGACGGACGAGGAUGUGAUCGCGGACGGCGACGGCGAUGGCGUGGCUGAGCCCAUCGACGUGCAGACGAUCCUGAUGGACCUGGCGGAUGACGAGGAGGAGGAGGAGGACGACGAGGAGGAGGAGGAGGAGGAGGAGGAGGAGGAGGCGGAUGAAGACGAGGAGGAAGGGGAUGAGAAACGGCAGCAGCAGCAACCUCAGGAUCAGCAGCAGCACGAGCAGCGGCAGGAGCAGCAGCACGAGCAGCACGACGAGCAACCGCAGCAGGAGCAAGAACAGGAGAAGCAGAGGCACCAACCCAUAGACAGAGCUGAUGAGGCGUUGGAGUCUGAGCAAGGAAGGGUUUCCGACGACUCCAGCGUGACUAGUGCUCCUCAUCCCAGGGACCUUCCAGCGCGGAUGGCGAGUAUCACCCGUGCUGGUGAUUCUGAAGCUGAUGCUACGGGCAUCCAUAUAACCGGAGACCGUGCUUCUAGUGUGGCGGGGCAGACGGUGCAGGGUGUUAAUUCUGAGAGCAUUGACGAUAAGGAGGUGGAGGACGUGUUGAGAAUGCUGGAGGAGGGGACACAUGACGAGCUUCACAUGGCUGACAAGUAUGACAUGGCUGACAAGUAUGACAUGGCUGACAAGUAUGACAUGGCUGACAAGAAUGACAUGGAUGACAGGGAUGGCGGAACUGGUAGGGAGUUCUUAGCAACGGAUGUGUCGGCUGAUGACAAGCUUCACACAGCUGACAGGAUUGACGGAGCUGACAGACUUAACAGGCCUGGCAGGGCUGCGAAAGCUGACUUUGCUGGCAACGUUAAGGCCGAUACUGUGAAUACGAGCACGGCUGUCCAAGCAGAGCAAUUGGGACUGACAGAUGACAAAUUUGGAGAGGCAGACCAGAGGGGCCCGGCAGAGAGGGAGAGAAACAGCAGCAAUGAGCAGGCGGGCCAAAGUGGCACUACAGAGAAGGGGGGAGACAGCAGCAAUGAGGCAGGUGGGGAAUGGGGAGGGCUUGAGUCGAUGUUUGACCCGGAUGUGCUGGCGAGCUUUGAAGAGGACCUGAGGCGGGAGUGGGAGUACAGAGUGGCGCUGGCGGAGCUGGUGGAGCAGCAGGAGGAGGAGAUGGACCGAGAGGCGCAGCGGCGGCUGCAGGCGGACGCAAGUGAGGUGCAGGAUGCGCAGGAUGGGGUGCGUCAACAGCACGAGCAGCAUCAACAGCACGAUGUGGUGCAAGGGCUGGACGCGGAAGGGGUGAAGGAGGAUCAGUGGCAGCAGGGGCAGCAGAAGCAGGCGCAGCAGCUAGACUCAGGAAGGGCAAGACCUCUUGUUGUGGGGGGUCCAGGAAGGACUAGAUCAGGCAUGAGCGUGACUUCAGACGGCGCUAUCAUCAUCGACGGGUUGGAGGACUUCCUCAUGGUAGAAGCUGAGGAGGAAGAGAGGGAUUUUCUGCAGCAGCAGCAGCAGCCGCAGCAGCAACAGCAGCAGGGUAUCAAGUCUGACAACAAUGGAGAAUCAGCGCAGGUCCAUACACCAGUCAGGACGGCAUUUGAAGCAGAAUACGGGGUAGAUGAGGCGUUGGAAGGGGGAUUCGAGGCGGACUCCCUGUUUGAUCCGGAGCUCCUGGCCACCAUGGAGGCGGUUUUCCACAGGCACGAUCCCAACGACUGGCGCCGUCUCACUCCCUUGUCUAGCCCCAUGCGCCACGGGCCUGGCUCCCCAGCACCCUACUCCCCUGCGCCCAACUCCCCCGCAGCUGCUCUCUUCGCUCCGGGCUCUCCUGCUGCUGCGGUCGACGCCAUGGCUGCAGCUGUGGGCAGGAUGAAAAUUCCGGUUCGGGCUGGGCAGAGCCCAAGAAGAGGCAAGCCGCCGUUGCAGAGCCCAAGAACCCGGUUGACCAGCCCUCGGCCACAUGCUCCAAGCCCACGCAGGUCUUUCAGUGGUAUGAGUCCCCGCAGGGGGACAACGGGUGAGGCCCUGGGUGAGGCUCCUCGCAGGGGGACAACGGGUGAGAGUCUGCGCACUGCUGUGGGGAGAGACGGGCAGAGGCUGGGACAUGUGGGAGGCUCGGGGCGGGGCUGGCUGAUGCCAGAGCUGGUGAGAUCCGGGAGUGGAGGUGCUGUGGCCUUGGCAGGUAUGGUGACCCCUGAGUGGAGAAACACAGAAAUGGCUGGGCAGGGCUUGCAAGGAGCGGGGGGGAAGGAAACAGGCAGUGUGGAGAGGGUUGUGGAUGGAGUGGCUCAGACUGUGGCUCCAGCUGAGACACUUGGUCCAGUUGACUCGGCUGUUCUUGAGAGAGCACAUGCAAGCGAGGCUGGAUCAAUGGAAGGGGGAGCAGGACUUGAAGCAGCUGAUGUGGCAAUAACUGGCAGUAGAGGCGAGUUUUCUGCUGUGGUGGAGGGGGGGCGAGUGGGGCAGUCUGGAGACCCCAAGGUGGUGGGUAAUGCCGAGGCUGUGUGUGCGGUUAUGAGGGCGCCAAAGGGGAGUGGGAGCAUUUUGCUAGAGAGCUUUCCAAUGAACUGCCCACCAGGAGGGGACGGGAAAGUGGUUCUGUACAUGACAACGCUCCGGGCAGUGAGCGAAACUUUUGACGACUGUAUGCGAGUGCGACUUGUUCUCAGGGCGAUUGGAGUUGUGUUCGAAGAGCGCGAUGUAUCCAUGCGGGUUCACUUUCGUCAAGAAUUGAAAACACUCAUGGGAAGUGCAUCCUUGUCAGUGCCGCAUCUCUUUGUCCGUGGCCGCUACAUUGGAGGAGCCGAUGAUAUUCAACAGCUUCAUGAUCAAGGCCUCCUUGUCUCGAUGUUAGAAGGGCUCCCAAUCAACGUUUCAGCUAAAGGCAUGUCCGUAAGUAGGCGUUUGGUGCAAUGAUUACACAGCUUGUUAGCAAAACAAUGGCUUGUGCAGCCACCGUGUGCAUAGGGUUUUUUGUGUUUCGUUUAAUGAUUGAAAGUAGGGU
This is a messenger RNA of Closterium sp. NIES-67, 4202 nucleotides long. NCBI's taxonomy places the organism in Eukaryota, Viridiplantae, Streptophyta, Zygnematophyceae, Desmidiales, Closteriaceae. The record is from the annotation of a GenBank genome assembly.